This is a messenger RNA of Mesorhabditis spiculigera, 1896 nucleotides long. NCBI's taxonomy places the organism in Eukaryota, Metazoa, Nematoda, Chromadorea, Rhabditida, Rhabditidae. The record is from the annotation of a GenBank genome assembly.
AUGAACUACCGACUACUGACGCUCGUUUUGUUGCCGCUGCUGACGCGUGCCGUUGAACUGAAGAAUCCGUUCGACAUCAAUAUUCUCCCCUAUUCCGGAUAUGUAUGCGCAUUCGGCGAUAUCGAUGGAGACCGGUACACUGACAUCCUGACGUUCGUGGCGAACGAAACCUCCGCUGAGCUCAUAUGGUUGAAUCAAGAACAAAAUGGACAGCUGUCCAACGAGUCUUCGCAAGUGAUAACGCUAGAGGGGAACGCUGCCGAUUGGAUGUCGAACAAGCCGAUCUGCACUGUCGGAGACUUUGAUGGCGACAGCAUCCUGGACUUACUUGUGUCGAGGAAGACAGCAGCAGGCUAUGAGAUCGUCGCGCUGUAUCUGCUUCAUUGGGAAGUUGGCCGCCGGUACAAAUAUGAAAAGCUCAAUUUGUGCAGCUUCGGGACGACCAAAUUCCAGGAGGAACCGAACUUUUUCGAUUUCAAUGGCGAUGGUUUGGCCGACAUCAUCGGGAUCGACGAUAAGCAAAGCGUUUAUUGCCAGUUAGGCUAUGAACGGCCGAUCUCCAACCCGACUGCUUGUACCGAGGACGGUUCGAAAGCAUGCACCCAUAAUUUCAUUGAUUGGAAACCGAAGACCCAGGCAGAAGGAAUCCCCUGGAUGUUCGUCGAUCUGGAUUCGGACCUGUCGGCGGAAAUUAUCAUCCCUGUCCGCCAAGCUGAGGAGCGUCUCGGCCUCGAGGUUUGGCGAAGGGCGACAAAAGUUCCGGGAAAGGAAAAUUCGGCAUGGGUUCUGAGCCCGAAGUUUAUCCCGGACAUACCGAGCGAUCACAACUACUUCGGUGCACCCCUGAUAGCCGAUUUCGAUGGAGACUCCCGAAUUGAAAUUGUCGUCCCUGUUUGCAAGGAUGAACGCUGCGAUAAGGUCACAGCGCUUCUAUUUUCUGAAGCUCUCUGCACGGAGGCGUCAAGCGACUGCCGCACGUCUUCGUGGGAAUCGAUGAGCAUCGACUUGUUUGACGUCAAAAUCAUCCGUUCGCCCGAGUCGUAUGUCCUAUUCCGAGUGGGCGAUUUCGAUCUGGACGGAUUUCCAGACCUCGUUGGCACUUUCACCACGGGCAAUGAGACGAUGCCAAAAAUCUUGAACAACGAGGAAUGUGCGGACUGUGGCCUGAAUCUGACGCGCAAGUUUUCGUUGAAGAAGAACGCGCCGUCCUUCAUUUUGCCGAAAGAAGUGAGCUUAGGCAAGUCGCUGCUCAGCUCAUUCUUUGACCUGAAGGAGGAUGGAAAUUUGGACAUUCUGGUCGAAUACGAAUUCGGAGAUCAAAAGAAGUUCAGCUUCAUACCGUCCAAGGAUAAGGGCGACACGACGUUCCUGAAGGUACAGACUUAUACAAACGUCUGUGGGCCUGUGCCGUGCCGACCCGACGCUAAGGGUAACGAAGUCGGCUCCGGUAUUUCGUGGCCGGGAGCUUGCGUCCGCUUCGAAAUGACUGAUUCCUGGACGAACGGGAAGAAGGAGGGUGUCUCGUGCCAACUAUCAACAUCCACUCAUCGCUCGCUGGGAUCGCCAUAUACUCUUUUCGGACUUGGGCGCAGUCCGAAUUUCGUGGACAAGAUCGUCGUGGGCGCGCCACGACAAGUUGGCCGCGGGCAAUCUGGCACCUUCACACAGUUAGUGCCGAAUUCUCGGAUAUUCGUCAUCCCGCCGAAAGAGCCAGAUGGAACAUGGGCUCAUCGAUUGUUCGUCACCCCGUCACAGUUGAUAAUCCAGUCGCUGAUUGUCCUGGCAUCUGUCUGCCUAUUGUUGCUCCUCGUCGCCAUAUUCCUUCACAUAAGAGAGCGGAAAGAAGAUAAAGUCGAACGCCAAGCUCAAUCUCAUAGAUUCCACUUCGAUGCGAUG